GGACUUUCAUUGCACCACAUUCCUGGUCCACUCUUGUUCAUUCCCUCCGCCAAUGCAACCAUAAUUGAUCAUAAUAAAUAGUCCUACACGGGUUUACCCCUCUCUCCCGUGUCCGCCAUCCCGGGAUCCUUUUGGUUAUUUAUAUUUUGGUCCUUCGCUGCAGGUUAUCCCUGUGGUGUGGUCAAGACAAGCUCGGAGUCGUGUGCCUUCAUUUCGUGCCUUGUCUCCAAAUAUGCUUGCGUCUCUGUUGAACCGAGGCGCCUUGUCGCUGGCGGUUGUGUCGCUGUUGACAUCCACUGCUGCAGCUGAAGUAUUCGAUAAGCUCGCCGCUGUUCCUGAAGGAUGGCACUAUUCCCGAACUCCCCGCGGGGACCAACCCAUCAAGUUGCAGGUUGCCCUGACCCAGGGUGACGUUGCCGGGUUCGAGCAAGCCGUGCUGGACAUGUCGACACCCGAUCACCCGAACUAUGGCCAGCACUUCCGCACUCACGAUGAGAUGAAGCGCAUGUUGCAGCCCACUGCUUCUUCCGUGGAUGCAGUCCUUGAGUGGCUCAAGGAGGGUGGAAUCACCGAUAUCCAACAAGAUGCCGAUUGGAUGUCCUUCCAGACGACCGUCGAGAAGGCCAAUCACCUCCUGGAGGCCAACUUCCAGUAUUAUGUCAACCGCUACAAGCAAGUUGAGCGCCUGCGUACCCUGGAAUACUCCAUUCCUGACUCCCUUAUCGCCCAUAUUAACCUUGUUACACCUACCACUCGUUUCGGCCAGCUACACCCUAACCGUAUCACCCUGCACGGUAAGGCAAAGGCCGCUGAUGAGACCUUUCGAAAGGCUGUGCAGUCUGCCAGCACCGAUUGCAACAGUGCUAUUACCCCCCAGUGUCUUAAGGACCUGUACAAGGUCGGCGACUACCAGGCUGAUGAUACAAAUGGCAACAAGGUAGCUUUCGCUAGCUACCUGGAGCAGUAUGCGCGGUACUCCGACCUUGCUCUCUUUGAGCAGGAUAUCGCUCCUUAUGCCCAGGGCCUGAACUUCACUGUCAUCGAGUAUCACGGCGGUCUCAAUGACCAGAACUCUAGGUCUGAUAGCAGCGAGGCCAACCUGGAUCUGCAGUAUAUUGUCGGUGUCAGCGCUCCCGUCCCAGUCACUGAGUUCAGCACUGGUGGUCGUGCACCCCUAGUUCCCGAUCUGGAUCAGCCUGACCCGAACAACAACAACAAUGAGCCCUACUUGGACUUCCUGCAGAAUGUCGUCAAGAUGGAGGACAAAGACAUUCCCCAGGUUAUCUCUACCUCCUACGGCGAGGACGAGCAGAGCGUCCCCGCAAGCUACGCCCGCAGUGUCUGCAACCUGAUCGCCCAACUCGGCAGCCGCGGUGUCUCCGUAAUCUUCUCCUCAGGCGACUCCGGCGUCGGCGCAGCCUGUCAAACCAACGACGGCAAGAACACGACUCACUUCCCCCCACAAUUCCCCGCCGCCUGCCCCUGGGUCACAUCCGUCGGCGCAACCACCCACACCUCCCCCGAAAAGGCCGUCUACUUCUCAUCCGGCGGUUUCUCCGACCUCUGGAAGCGUCCCGACUGGCAAAACGACGCCGUCAGCACAUAUCUCAACAAGCUCGGUAACCGCCAAGCUGGUCUGUUCAACGCCCACGGCCGUGCUUUCCCUGACGUCGCCGCCCAGGGCCAGAACUACGCUAUCUACGAGAAGGGUCGCCUCACCAAGGUUGACGGUACAUCUUGCUCUGCGCCUGCUUUCGCCGGUGUUAUUGCCCUGCUCAACGAUGCCCGUAUUAAAGCUGGUCAACCUACCAUGGGUUUCUUGAACCCGUGGUUGUACUCGAACACUGCUGUGUUGAACGAUGUUACUACUGGUGGAAGCACUGGGUGUGAUGGUAACGGACGCUUUGGUGGUCCUUCGAACGGUGGUCCUGUUGUUCCUUAUGCUAGCUGGAAUGCUACUGCGGGCUGGGAUCCUGUUACUGGACUUGGAACGCCUAACUUCGAGAGCAUGGUUAAGGCUGCUACAGGGCAGUAAAUACAUUUUGCUAUUUGCAUUUGCAUUUAUUCAAACUGUGAGAUCUCAUUUUUGAUCUAGAGCUCGUAAUUCCUUGCGUUCAAGGACAGUCCUGGAUGCUGGUUGCGUGUAUAUAAAUUCAUAUUGUGCUAUUUCGCUUCUGAUAUAUAAUGCAUUCUUUUUCUGUA
Messenger RNA from Penicillium subrubescens, 2202 nucleotides. Its product is annotated as S53 family peptidase. Bases 233 to 2035 code for a protein of 600 amino acids. Gene Ontology annotation, molecular function: serine-type endopeptidase activity; tripeptidyl-peptidase activity. The transcript has 3 exons. NCBI's taxonomy places the organism in Eukaryota, Fungi, Ascomycota, Eurotiomycetes, Eurotiales, Aspergillaceae. The record is from RefSeq and is a predicted model, not a curated record. Gene Ontology annotation, biological process: proteolysis.